GGGGUCAUAUACAACUAUUUAUUAAUAAACUUGAAACCUAGCUUGAUAUAUUAAUAAAUUUCAGUUUCCAAUAAAUUUAAAGCAUUAAUAUUCAUCAAUUAAGACCUUCAAAUGACAAAAUUACUCUUUUAGUAAAGCAAAAAAACAAUCAAUAUUAAAAUACAGUAUCAAUGAAUAAGAAGUGUAACAUGACUGUAUUAUUUUUUUGGCAGCAUAACAGACAUUCAAGAUGAAAUAUCUAAUUUUUCUUAUGUAUGCCGGUUUUACCCAGAGUUCCAAAAAUUUCCUUCAAAAACUAGUAUACUUACAAGGUGGAUUUGUAUCAAUAAAUUAGUAUUUUGCUUCAAGGAUUCCCUCAAAAUAAUCACUGAUAAUGACCAACCUCACUGUCCAAUACCUGCAAAUGGAGAUGCUUUUACAACAAAUGGGCAUCAAUAAAACUUUCGUCAAUGUCCCUAUGGAAAACCUUACAAUGGAGGACAUUAACAGAUUUCUGCAGUCUUUAAAUUUAACUAAAAUGUUGGAAAUAGACAUGGACAAAUAUCUCCAGGAACCAGUGACAAUAAUCCUGAUUAUUCUCUGUAUCAUGGCUCUGUGUACAAACGUUUUGUCUAUUCUUGCUACCACUCAUGUUCCAUCGAACAUAUUCACCGCACAUUUUCGACUGAUUCUCAGCCUGGCUGCCUCGGAUAUUUUUACAGUGUUCAGUGUUGUGGUUCACAUCAUGAACAAAGCUUUGAACCCCCCUCUCCUAUUUCAUAUGCACACCAAGGACGAACGUCUCUUGUCUGCUUGUGGGUUCCAGUUUGUGGUCUCCUUAAACGUCACCGCACACUUAAUAUCCCUUCUUAACCUCUUCGCUAUGGCUCAAGACCACUAUGUUGCCAUCAUGAAACCUUUACACUACAACCAAAUAAUGACAUCCAGUCGAGUGAAGCUGAUGAUAGUCGCUUUGUGGGGCAUUGCGAUUCUUGGUGGCUUUUCUAAUUUCUAUGCAGGACUUGAGAAACCACCCGAGUUAGAGAAAUUCAAUAUGUGUGAGCGUGCCCUCUACAGCAAUUACCAAGCCGAAUACCUCCUCAUCCUAUUGACUGUUCUAUGCUUUCUUGGAAUAACUGUCAUUUAUAUCACCCUCUACUCCAAAAUCAAGGCCAUGGAUAAAUUUCCUGUGGCAGUGAUGUCCAAAAAUAAAAUGCACAACAAAAAAGCCUUGGUUACCACUCUCCUCAUCAUCGGAACCUUUGGUAUCUGCUGGUUACCUGAUAUGUUCUUCGAGUUGGCCAUGAUCAUACAAGUUCAUGUCGAUGCAUCCAAAGUUAAAGACUUUUUGGUGGUCUUUGUGCAAGCCAACAACUACCUGUACAUUCUCUUGCUCUGCAAUUCCUUGCUUGACCCAAUCAUAUACGCUAUCCGACUGAAAGAGGUUCAGCUGGGUUAUAUUUCAUUCUUGUCCAAACACUCGACCUAUUUCAGGAGGAUGCUUCAUCAACGGAGACUCAACAGACAGUCAUCUCAGAGUCUGAGCACUGAGCACACAAGAACGAGUGUUGUGACAAACUCAGACCACAGAAAUUCCGCCAGUCUUCUGGGUAAAAAGACAAACACCAACGAGGAAACUGGAGAUUUUCAAAAGCUGGUCAGUGUUACAUGAAAUCCAUAAAGGAAUCAUGAAAUGCUGAAUUGACCAUUGCAAUUACUUGAAUACUUGGUCAAUGACCAAAAACUACACUGUAGUGUUUCAAAAGCUUUGAAAGUGGUUUAAUUCAUUCAAUCUCAUAAAGAUUCUAUAGAAUACUUCUCACAUGAUGUAAUAGUAAGUUUCGUGUUAACAAUGUUGUUAUCUGUAUAUUGUCAAGAUUUAGCUAGAUAUAAGCUAGAUCAAAUUCAUGAAGAGUCAUAAUGAUUUGUUUACCUUGUUUAUAUUGAAAUAAUUUAUCUCGAUUAAAUGCUCUUAUAGAAAUGAUUGCAUAACUAUGCUUAAGUCUUUAACUCAGCCUAGAAAGAAAAGCUUUCUGAAAAGAAAACAUAAAUCUAUUUUACCUGGUCCCAACUGUGUAUAUUUACCUGAAGUAUUGUAAAUAAUGUGACACAUCUACUUAUGUCUUUCUUGUGACAAAUAGUUGUUUACAAGUUUUAGUGACAAGCUUCCAUAAAAAAAAAUAGUACCUAAGGAAAGAGAACUCCUGCAAUUUUUUUCCGAAAAAUUCAUUUACAUUCAUUUACAUUUAGCUAUUUAUGUACCAGUAUAUUGAUAAUCAUGUUAUAUUCUUGAUAUUCUUGAUUUAUUGUUAGCCUAGAACAACGUGUAUUAAAGGUAUGAAUAAUCAAAGAAGAAAUAAACCACUAAUAUACCAGUCAAUACAA
Magallana angulata is the source of this 2364-nucleotide messenger RNA. RefSeq names its product melanocortin receptor 3-like. Gene Ontology annotation, cellular component: membrane. Gene Ontology annotation, molecular function: G protein-coupled receptor activity. The coding region runs from base 374 to 1651 and encodes 425 amino acids. Gene Ontology annotation, biological process: G protein-coupled receptor signaling pathway. NCBI's taxonomy places the organism in Eukaryota, Metazoa, Mollusca, Bivalvia, Ostreida, Ostreidae. The transcript has 2 exons. The record is from RefSeq and is a predicted model, not a curated record.